Paramecium sonneborni is the source of this 991-nucleotide messenger RNA. NCBI's taxonomy places the organism in Eukaryota, Ciliophora, Oligohymenophorea, Peniculida, Parameciidae. The record is from the annotation of a GenBank genome assembly.
AUGAAAUAUGAAAGAUUUAUUGAAAUACUUUGUAACUUCAUUAGAAGAUUUCUAUUUCACUCUGCUUUUGUACUUGUCAUCCCCUUAUUAUUUUUUAAUGCUCUAGAAUUAUAACAUCAUAAAUACCUAAAAGAUCAUAAUUAUUCAAGACUUAUUAGAUAAAUUGAUCAACUACCUUAUGAAUAAAAACAAUCUGUUACUGCAUAUCUUAAUAAUGAAUUUGUAUUACAAUAUCAAAUUUUAUUUUGGAUUCCAUUGUUAUUCAUUGCUAAAGAACUCUAAGAAAUAUACAAUAAAGAUAUAGAAGAAACAUAAACAACUUAACUUGGUUUAAGUAAUAAUGUCCCUCCCCCCCCUCCUCCAAUUUUGUAACCUAAGCUUAUCUCUGAAUAUGUUUCUGAAAAAAAUGAAGAAAUAUUGCAGAUUGAGAGUUAUUAUAGAAAUCAAAAUCAAAUUGAAUUAAAUAAAUAUAGUGAUGAAGUUAAGAAUAGUAAUAAUAAAUCCAAUUAAUCAGAUUUAUUAAACAAAUUAUAAUUUGUAAUAUUUUUAGUUAUUUUAGACUCUAGAUAGUAAAUAAAAUAAAAUUUACUAAUCAGAAUAUAGUAAUAAAUAAUUAGCUGGAGCUAGACAUUUAGGCAAGGUUUCUGAUUAAUAAAAUGAACCUCCUUAAUUUAAAACUGUGAGAACUCAAACCAUCAAAGAUUUUUCAUUCACAUAACAUACCCAAAAUAAGAUAGAUAAUUAGAUCACUACAAAACUUUACAUUGUCUUAAGUGAAGUAGCAAUUUUAAAAUUAAGUCUUGGCUACCUUGUUGGUGUUUAAGAAAGAAUUCCAAUAUCAAUUGUCAUUAUAGCUUUAUCCUCAUUUAUAGAUAUUAUUUUAUUUAGUGAUUUCAUGUUAUUUAGUAAUCUUAUUCAUAUAUUUAAGUCACAAAACCUUCAAUGGUCACUUAUUUAAUGUUACUUUAUAUACUAUUUGUGUUAUCUAUGA